Aedes albopictus (Asian tiger mosquito) is the source of this 1107-nucleotide messenger RNA. RefSeq lists its product as uncharacterized. The record is from RefSeq and is a predicted model, not a curated record. Gene Ontology annotation, molecular function: nucleic acid binding. NCBI's taxonomy places the organism in Eukaryota, Metazoa, Arthropoda, Insecta, Diptera, Culicidae. Bases 1 to 1107 code for a protein of 368 amino acids. The transcript is spliced from 3 exons.
AUGGAGUACUACGGCAGCGUGGCAGAAUCGGUGCAGCAACUUUUGCACCGACCGAAGCUAAACUGGUUCCAUCGUCGUUUCCGCCAUGCCAACCGAGAGACCAUCGUCAAUGAGAUGCGGCAACGUUUCGAAAUCGCUAAACUACGCGCCCUGAUUGAAAAGGUUGCCAAAAACUGCAUAAUGUGCCGAGUGAGGAAAGCAUUGCCGAGCCCUCCUGUGAUGGCACCGCUCCCUGCUGCACGACUUCAGCCGUUCGUCCGGCCAUUUUCCUCCGUCGGAGUAGAUUACUUCGGGCAUAUACUGGUGAGAGUUGGUAGAAGCUCCGUGAAGAGAUGGAUUGCCUUGUUCACCUGUCUAAGUGUUCGCGCAGUGCAUUUGGAGGUAGUUCAUAGCUUGUCUACCGAGUCGUGCGUCAUGGCUGCGCGACGUUUCAUAGCCCGGCGUGGACAUCCAGCCGAAUUUUAUUCGGACAAUGGGACAUGUUUCCAAGGCGCGACUACUUCCCAUAUGGGAGGUGCAUGGGAGCGUCUCGUAAGGUCUGUCAAGGUUGCGAUAGAGUCCAUAGCCAACGUUCCACGUAAACCGGACGACGAAGUCCUCGAAACAAUUCUUCUGGAAGCAGAGGCUUUGAUAAAUUCGCGACCCCUGACCUACAUCCCGCUAGAGUCGGCGGACCAGGAAGCCAUUACUCCAAAUCAUUUUCUUCUGGGGUCCUCCAACGGCGGCAAGUUCCUUCCGCUCGAGACCGUUGAUAGUCCAAUGGCUCUUAGAAAUAGCUGGAGACUGGCGCAAUCUAUAACACAAGUGUUAUGGGCAAGGUGGGUAAAGGAAUACCUGCCGGUAAUCACACGGAGGUCGAAGUGGUUCAAGGAGACCCGAGAUAUAGCUGUUGGAGACUUGGUGUUGGUUGUGGCUGGAAUGGCGAGGGACCAGUGGAUUCGAGGACGAGUAGAGGAGGUGAUACCCGGACGUGACGGAGGAGUUCGCCAGGCUUUGGUCCGGACAGCAACCGGAAGCCUUCGACGGCCAGCAGUGAAACUGGCGGUGCUUGACGUGAAGAGUAGUGAACCCAAGGCAGAUGUCCUUGAGAAACAAGAACGCAACUAG